GGUCCGCGCAGGCCAGGGCAGGUGCUGAGCGCGCCGUCAAGGCCGCGGCUGGGUCCGGGCGGGGCGGGUCUGGACAGAGCAGGCUGCUGUUCGGCGGGGCCGCAGCGGUCCAGGGGUCGUAUUCUCCACGCACAUCCGUGAUCUCAGACAGGUUACCCCUGUUGUCAUCCUCAGUCUUGCUGGAGCUUGAAGAUGCUGAAAGAGCGUCUGGAGAUGGCAGAAGGUCCUCAGCAGCAGAUGGGUGCUCCAGUGGUCAAACUGGAGAAGGAGCUGCCAUGGGGCAGGGGAGGGGAGGACUCUAGUCCUGAGGCAUUUCGGCUGAGGUUUCGCCAGUUCCGCUACCAAGAGGCUGCUGGUCCCCAGGAAGCCCUCAGGGAGCUCCAAGAGCUCUGUCGGCGGUGGCUGAGGCCGGAGCUGCACACCAAAGAGCAGAUCUUGGAGCUGCUGGUGCUGGAGCAGUUCCUCACCAUCCUGCCGCGAGAGUUCUACACCUGGAUCCGGGAACACAGCCCAGAGAGCGGCAAGGCUCUGGUGGCCAUGGUGGAGGAGCUGAUGGGGAGCACGGAGGCCAAGGCGGUCCCAUGCCUUGCCCAGGGAGAACAGCUGGUCACAGCCCUUGGAGGAGGAUCUUGGCAAUCAGGCAUCCACUUGGGGCCGGUAGAAGUCAAGCCUGAGUGGGGGAUACCCCAGGGGGAAGGAGUUCAGAGCCUAGGCCCAAGCACCGCAGAACAGCUGAGCCAGGGCCCUGGAGAUGGGACACAGGCCUUCCAGGAGCAAGCAUUGCCCAUUCUUCACGUGGGCCCAGGGCUUCCCUCUGUGAGUGCCAGAGACCAAGAGAUGGCUGCUGGGUUCCUUGCAGCCACAUCUCAGGGUCUGGGACCAUUUAAAGACAUGACUUUGGGUUUUCCCGAGGAGGAGUGGAGACACGUAGCCCCAGCUCAGAUUGACUGCUUUGGGGAGUAUGUGGACUCACAGGACUGUGGGGUCCUUCCAGGUGCUGGGAGCAAGGAGAAGGAGGCUAAGCCCCAGCAGGAAGACCUGAAGAGAGCAUUUGUUGGGUUGACUUCCGAUGGGUUUGGAGAAGCCGCCAUCCAGGUUCCUGGGCCAGGGGCCACCUGUGAGCAGGAGCCUGGGGGCUCUGGGACCAGUGUGCCUGGGCUUCCUGCUCCUCAGCAUGGGGUCCCCCUGCCUGAUGCCCUCAACACCCACAAUUCUUUUUGGAAGCCUUUCCAGUGCCCUGAGUGUGGAAAAGGCUUUAGUCGGAGCUCCAACCUUGUCAGGCACCAGCGGACCCACGAAGAAGAGAAAUCCUUUGGCUGUGUGGAGUGCGGGAAAGGUUUCACCCUGAGGGAGUACCUCACCAAGCAUCAGAGGACCCACCUAGGCAAGAGGCCCUAUGUGUGCGGCGAGUGCUGGAAGACCUUCAGCCAGAGGCAUCACCUGGAGGUGCACCAACGCAGCCACACCGGGGAGAAGCCCUACAAGUGUGCAGACUGCUGGAAGGGCUUCAGCCGGAGGCAGCACCUGCUGGUGCAUCGCAGGACGCACACCGGGGAGAAGCCCUACACCUGCGAGUGUGGCAAGAGCUUCAGCCGGAAUGCCAACCUGGCGGUGCACCGGCGGGCGCACACUGGGGAAAAGCCCUAUGGCUGCCAGGUGUGCGGCAAGCGCUUCAGCAAGGGGGAGCGACUGGUGCGACACCAGAGGAUCCACACGGGCGAGAAGCCCUACCACUGCCCAGCCUGCGGUCGCAGCUUCAAUCAGAGGUCCAUCCUCAACCGUCAUCAGAAGACCCAGCAUCGCCAGGAGCCUCCGGUGCAGUGAGCCUACCAAGGGAACAGCUCUGCCAAGGAGCGACUCCUUGUACCGAGUGCUCUGGGCAGUGCCCAGUGAGGACCAGCAGAGGACGGCAGAGCCUGGCGUAUGGGAAGCUUGCAGAGGGCCCACAGUUUCCCUCAGCUCUUCUAUUCUAGGGAAACACUGCCCUGAGCUGCGGGGUUUUUCUCUCCCACAGUAGGGAUGGGAUCCCACCUCCUCAGCAAGUUUGGGGAAAGGGCAGAAUUCUAUUGCAAAUAGGCAGCUUGAAGCUCAUUUUCUUUCUUUCUUUUUCUUCUUCCUUCCUUUUUUAAAGAUAGGUCUCAUAUUAUCUAAGCUGGUCUCAGACUACUUGUGUAGCUGAAGAUGAUCUUGAACUCCUGACCCUCCUGCCUCCACCUUCCCAGUGUUGGGAUUGCAGGAAUGUGCCACCAUGCCUGGUUUCUGCUGUGUUGGAGAUGAGUUCCAAGGUUUGUGCAUGCUUGGUGGGGUACUCUACUGACUGAGGUGUGUGCCCAGCCUCGAAGCUCUUGUUGUCAGAGAGCUCUGUCUUGCCUGCAAGAUCAUUAGCCCAGGCCUGCCCUCCCUCCAGCUGUCUUUCAUUUACAAAUAUUUAUUAAACAUCUGCUGUGCUCCUGGCUCUCAGAAAGCCAUGGGACAGGAACCAGUGUAUCGUGGAGCAUGAGUAGAGCUGGAGCAGUACCUUGUAAGUAUCCCAAAGCACGUGUCGUUGCAAGUGCCACAUCAGAACUAAUGCACACGCCUGUGCCAGCCUGUCCCCGUGUGGGCCCUCACGUACUCUCCACCUCACAUGGAGACUUCUCUCAUGAAGCCUUGUUUAUGUUGCUUUCUUGGCAGCCUUAUUGUCAUGGACUGGAACAUUUUACUCUCAUCUGUAAAGUCUUCCCAUCUCAUUAUUCCUUGCACUAACCACAGCCACUAGGAAAUUAAUAUUUUGCUACUGAUCACUGAAUAAACAAGAAAAUAUUUUAAGACAAUUA
Arvicanthis niloticus (Nile rat) is the source of this 2816-nucleotide messenger RNA. NCBI's taxonomy places the organism in Eukaryota, Metazoa, Chordata, Mammalia, Rodentia, Muridae. The record is from RefSeq and is a predicted model, not a curated record.